AUGGGGGAAUUGGCAGCACUGAAAACACGGCCGCGGCUGCUGGAGGCGCUCACUUCCGCCGGCCAGACGGCGCUGUUCGUGGCCGCGCAGGCGGGCAGCGCAGACUCGCUGCACCAGCUGCUCCACGUGGGUGCGCACGUGUCCGUCCGCGCCGCUGACAACCAGAGGACCCCGCUGCACGCCGCCGCCGCGCACGGCUUCACCGAAUGCGUGGACGCGCUGCUGAGCCGCGGCGCGGACGCGGACGCGCUGACGGCGCCCGGCGGGUCUUCGGCGCUGCACCUGUCGGCGCAGGCGGGCCACGCGGAGUGCGCGCGGCUGCUGGCCAGGCACGGCGCGCUGCUCGACCGCCGCGACGCCGCCGGCUUCUCGGCGCUCUACACGGCGGCGCAGCGCGGACACCACCAGGUGGUCGAAGUGCUGCUGCGCCACGGCGCCCGCGCCUCGCUGCGCAACACCGGCGGCAACACCGCGCUGCACAUCGCCGCGCAGGAAGGCAACAUAAAGUGCGUGCAGCUGCUGACGUCGGCGAAGGACGCGCCGCUGGAAGUGCAAAACGACCUGGGCUUCACGGCGCUCUACACGGCCGUGCAGGGGAGCCACGUGGGGGCGGUGCGCACUCUGCUGCAGGCGGGCGCCAAACCCGGGACCCCGGGGCCCGGCGGCUACACGCCGCUGCACGUCGCGGCCGAGGACGGCCACGUGCUCAUCGUGCAGCUGCUGCUCACCGCCGGCGCAGAUCCCAAGCAGGUAACAGACACGGGGUGGACGGCGCUUCAUUCGGCGGCGCAGGAAGGCAAAGAGGGCGCGGCGCAGCGGCUGCUCUUCUCGAUGGGGUCCCACGUGAACGCCCAGGACGCCGACGGCUGCUCAGCACUCCACGUGGCGGCCGCGUGGGGGCGCGCCGGCGUGCUGCGAGAGCUGUUGGCCGCGGGAGCCGACGUCGCGCUGCGCAUGGCGGACGGGCGGUCGGCGCGCGACCUGGCGCAGCAGACGGGCCACUUCGCUUGCGCCAAGCUGCUCAGCAAGCACGAGAGGCGCAUGCGCAGAUGCUUAUGA
Molecule: messenger RNA, 1059 nt
Organism: Schistocerca piceifrons (Central American locust)
Lineage: Eukaryota; Metazoa; Arthropoda; Insecta; Orthoptera; Acrididae
Product: receptor-interacting serine/threonine-protein kinase 4-like
Exons: 6
Coding region: 1-1059 (352 amino acids)
Molecular function (GO): protein binding
Source: RefSeq, a predicted model, not a curated record